Molecule: messenger RNA, 1704 nt
Organism: Arabidopsis lyrata subsp. lyrata
Lineage: Eukaryota; Viridiplantae; Streptophyta; Magnoliopsida; Brassicales; Brassicaceae
Exons: 6
Coding region: 1-1704 (567 amino acids)
Source: RefSeq, a predicted model, not a curated record
AUGGUGUUAAUAGGUUCUCCUCGCGCUCAUUUUAAUGAGUUCGGAACCAAUGUCGACAGAAUCUCCUCGGGACGAGCUCAGGGGCUCUCUGAUCAGGGGCUUGUCAUCUCCUCGAUUAUGGGAGACGAUGUUGAAUCGAGGAACGAAACUCCUCACGAUGCUAGCUCGCUUAACCCUGAAGUGGUUCUCGCGACUCAAGACGAUGACGUUGGGGGUGCUCUUGUCUCAAGUCAAGUAAGAGAAGAAGGCGGUCCCCAAAUUCGACCGGUCCCAUCCAUCGAUUUUCUCAACUUCUACAAGGCUGUCUUGGAGAGGCCAGUUAAUUGGAAUUCCAUUAAUUUGGAAAGGAUUCACUGUGCCGGAUUUUCUGUCAGAAUAGGCCUUACUAACCCCGUCGACCCUCCUCCUGCUGGGAUUGAUAUCUCGAGUCUGAAUGCCCGAGAUAGGAGAAAGAUCAAAGAAGUAAACAAGAAGAUCAAAGAUCAGAUUUCUCUAGUUGGGAGAGACAAGAAAAAUGCAACUUCCACCGGAGACGACAAGGUCUACCGGAAAACUCUCCUGGUUGACGAUGGAUCUCUCGAAGGUUCAAAGUCAAUGGCGGUUGCUGUGAACAAUGCUUCUCCCUCCAUCCCAGCAGCAGACAACAUGUUCGCUGCAAUCGUUGAGGAGGAAGGCCUUGCAAGUGACACUUCUCUUAUGAAGAAGAGGAAGGCCGAGGAACUUGGACCCCUGCCCCAGGGACGUCCCAAGAGCACAAGGAAGGGCAGAGCCGCUCCUUCGAAACUGCCAAUUCCUGAACCUGCUGAAGCUCAGGAUGCAAAUCCUGAUUCAGGAACUGUUUUGAAGGAACCGCUGGAUAAAGAGAAGAUCGGGAAUAUGUGUAGGUGCUUCCACACCCGUGUUGGGAAGAAGCUUCCAUCCUUUGAUUGGUGGAAGCCUGAUAUCAAGAAGAUGUACAUCAGUCAUUCAUUUCAUUCUUCCCAGGCAACUUUGGAUGUGAAUGGCAUUGUCAACUUUUACGAAGAGGAGCUCGCCAAAGUUUCCAAGAAAGUUGCUGCCGCUGAAGGAGAGAUUGAAAAACUGCAAUCUUCCAGCGAGAUUGAGCUUCUGAGAUCAGAGCUUAACAAGGUUAAAGCAGCUGCUGAGGAGCUCGAACGCAAAAAUGAGUCUCUUUCCGAACUGAAAGAUCGCGAUGUUCGCAAAAUAUCUCAUGAUGUUCGGAAGGAGGUUAAGGGAGCUGGGCAAAAGUUUCUUCUUGCUGUGCAGGAAUUUAUCGCUGCAGACAAUGCUUGGAACAAGCUUAACUCCGAACGCGAUGAAAUGAAAAGCAAUCUCGAUUUGAUCAAAGAGAUAGAGUACGGAAAACAGUUUGCUUCUGAAUUCGCUGAUUCCCCUCCAUUGACCGAACCAAACAUUAGUUCGUCUUUGGACGAGAUGGUGUUAACAGGUUCUCCUCGCGCUCAUUUUAAUGAGUUCGGAACCAAUGUUGACAGAAUCUCCUCGGGGCGAGCUCAGGGGCUCUCUGAUCAGGGGCUUGUCAUCUCCUCGAUUAUGGGAGACGAUGUUGAAUCGAGGAACGAAACUCCUCACGAUGCUAGCUCGCUUAACCCUGAAGUGGUUCUCGCGACUCAAGACGAUGACGUUGGGGGUGCUCUUGUCUCAAGUCAAGUAAUAGAAGAAGGCGGUUCACCUGUGAAUGAAUGA